AUGCCAUUCAAUCUCCCAUCGAACUUCUGUAUUAACCCCGAAACCUUGCUCCAUCGAACUCGAUCUGCUGACCUCAUUGAAUCACCGGCGGCUCCUCCUCCUCCUCGAUACAACUGGAAGCCUACCAAAGACGAUCCUGUGACACCGGAUAAAACUCUUCGUACUAUCUUUCCGUCAUCAUCUCAUUCGCUAACCAAUACAAACGACUCCAUAACCACUCCUGAUGUCAAGAUAGUACGCAAUCACUUUGAGACUGCCUUUCAAAAUACCCCUAUUGCACCUGGCGGAUUUGUUUUCUCAACAAUGCCAGCCUCUGAAUCGUCCGAUACCGCGACGGUCAAGGGGAAGAGCAAAGAGGAUGGAGUCCAAUCGAAGGACGAUAUCAUUGAAGCCCUGCAUGCGAGAAUGAAACAGUUGGAGCAGGAAAACGCCACGUUGGAACAGAAGGCAGAAACGGCUGCUGCUGACCGACGACGAUUGGACACUCUCGAAACAACGCUGUCUCAGAUGUUAUCAAAUUUUUCACCCACCUUAGGCAACAGUGGCGGAUCUCAGAACCCGUUUGGGAUCAACCCAGGUGGUGGGAACAACUUAGCAACUCCGACUCCCUCUGGGCCUCGAGCAGGUCAAUUCCAAACUCAGGAAGUACCGCCAACUCAAACCAGACCCCCCACCUUGGAACUCACUUGA
Messenger RNA from Melampsora larici-populina 98AG31, 690 nucleotides. RefSeq lists its product as uncharacterized. NCBI's taxonomy places the organism in Eukaryota, Fungi, Basidiomycota, Pucciniomycetes, Pucciniales, Melampsoraceae. The record is from RefSeq and is a predicted model, not a curated record. The transcript has a single exon. The coding region runs from base 1 to 690 and encodes 229 amino acids.